AUGGCCUUCUACUCCAAGGUGAGUAUCAUUCAUCAUUCAACUGAAUAUUAAUUUGAUAUUGCAAAUUUUAUCGGGCUAUCAAUUUCGAACAGCAAAGCAACUUCCAGCUGAUGUAUACGUUUUCUUGCACAGGGAGACCACGUGUGGCUUGCUAUAAAAGACGUGAAGGACUUUAAUGUCCCUAUCGGCGCUGUUGUGAAAUCAGUGGAUGGACUUGGAAUGUUGCUCACAGACGACCAAGGAGAGGUAUGAAAGAAACUGUCGCCUAUUAUAUAACUUUAGAACCAUCAGUUAUUUAAAACCAGUUUUUAUUGUCUUUUAUUUCUUGCAGGAACGAUUUGUGGGCGGAUCUUCUUUGAGUGACGUGCAGUCAAUGCAUCCAAGCUGCAUUUGUGGAGUGGAUGAUAUGAUUCAACUUGGAGAGCUCACUGAAGCGGCAAUUCUGAGGAAUUUGUUUAUCAGAUACCACGGCCACAAAAUUUACGUACGUUUUAAGGAACUUGCGUUUACACCGUAAACAUGUUAUAUCCAAGGAUCUUGAGCAAGAGAUUAUAAACUAUUUAUAAUCUCUUGAUCUGGCCAAAAGAAGCAAGAAGAUUGCCGACCAGGAAUGAAAUCUUAAACCAACAUAACUUCAAGGGUAACCUCGCGAAACACUUGCACUAUCACCCCACAUGAGUUACGACAUUUGGAGAUAACAUCUAAUUUAGCAAUCACUCAUUGAGUAAUUUCAGUUGAGAGUCAGAAAUACGCGUCAUGACUGGUCCGGAAAAUAUGACCUGCACUGCUCUCUCAACCAAUCAAACGCAAGAAAAAAAUUAAACUGAUCACGAGUUUGCUUCUAAAAACUCUUUUGCUCUAGAGGUCGUUUACCGUCCUUUUGGUUGACCUUCGAAUUCUGAAUAACUCUUCGAGAUAUAAACCUUGUUUCUGACUGGCUGAUUUAAGUGUUACGAUGCCCACUUUAAAAGAAAUUAAAAUUUUAGAAUUUAUUUGAAAAGAAAGGUUUCUAUUCUACGUUUGCAGACGCAUAUCGGCAUGGUACUCGUAGCAGUCAAUCCAUAUCAGUUGUACCAGAUAUAUGGUCGUCAGCAGAUUGAUAUGUACAGUCACCAAACAGAUAUCACUGAGCUGCCGCCUCAUGUAUUCUCCACAGCACAGCAUGCGUUCAUCUCCAUGAAGAGGAGACUUCACAACCAGAGUAUAAUUAUAAGGUAUGUGUGUUUUUUAACUCCUUCCGCUAAGUUAUGUGAUAAUGAUGAUGAUGAUGAUAACGAUGACGAUGACAAUGAUGAUGACGAUGACGCAUUUCGGGAGAACUCGAAAACGCUUUUCUGCCACCUUUGCAAGUGGAUUUUCCUCAUUGCAAUUAAUAAAAAAUUAUUUUUGCAGUUAAGAUAAAUAUCGUUAUUUCUGAGGGUAUAAAAAGAAAUUCGACAAAGUCUACAGAGCGUAAACCCUUACUUUUGACAGUACUACCUUUUAUCGUGCAUCCAACCGAAAAACCGGAGAGGAGAGUAUAUCAUAGAGAGGAUGUUACCUUGACCUGGUUUGUUUUCUUGUCUCUGACGAGAAAAAUCUAUCUUUUAAUCAGUGACGUCGAGCCUAUUUCGUAUUAAUGGAUUAAAAAAAUGGAACUGCAUCGGGUGUACUUCAGAUGAGACAAAAUGCCCUGAGGACUUUGUUAUACAUUUUACCGUUUACGAAUGCAAAUAAACAUCACCUUAAAUAAGGAUGCAAAAUAAGCUUUUGAUUAUUAUAAUUCUUAUGCCUUGUCUUUUAGUGGUGAAAGUGGCGCCGGCAAAACUGAAUCUACAAAGCUAAUCCUUCGUUACUUGACAGUUGUGGGUGGCCAACACACGACGCUGGAUCAACAGAUAUUGGACGCGAAUCCAAUCCUAGAGGGUAAUGAACAUCGACUUUAUAGUCUACAUACAUUCAAUCUCAUUCCCAGAGGUCUUGCUCUCCUAAUCCUUUGCAGACGGGAAACGAGGGCAUCACUUACUCUCCAGAUCGCUUGGAGGUGUUUCUGUGUAAACUAAUACCUGAUUAACUCAGUGCAUCUCUUAACAGAGGUCGAAAAAGCGUGCCUCUUGUUAUUAUCUUGCAGCCUGCGUAUGCACGCGCAUAUACCCGGCUCGGCUCAACUGUAUUUAUUGCAGUUUAUAAUUAUUUCAUUAUAACUUACAAUGAUUAGGAGAAUAACAUGCUCUGAUUUUUAAUUUGUUUCCGGUUAAGAACUUUUUCAACCUGUUUGUUCAUUUUUCGUUGUUUUCAGCUUUUGGUAACGCAAAGACUGUGCGAAACGACAACUCCAGUCGGUUUGGAAAAUAUAUCAAUAUCUAUUUUAACAGACAUGCUGUUAUUGAAGGAGCAAGAAUUGAACAGUACCUCUUGGAAAAAUCAAGGAUUGUAAAUCAGGUAGGGGAGAGAUCCAAAUGUUUUCAGCGACGAAACGAUAAGAUAAAUUUCUUUUGUCGUCUGUUACAACUCCUUUUUGUGCUUUCUACUGUUUAGAUGCCCGAUGAACGAAACUAUCAUAUUUUUUAUCGUCUGCUGGCCGGACUGAGUGAUAAGGAAAAACAUAAACUUCAUCUCACGGAAGCAAAAGAUUAUCACUACCUCUCCCAGGGGAACUGUUUUGUUUGCGAAGGAAUGGAUGAUGCACAUGAGUUUCUUAACAUCCGGCGAGCAAUGAAGGUACCGAAAUACUGAGCUGGAUGUUCUCUUUCAGAGCGCAUGAUCAACAAAAAUUAUAUUUUCCUUAUUGAAAGGCUGCAUAGUCAAUUAAAUUUGUAGACAAAGAGGUUAAAAGUUACUCUUUUCCGAGAUUUCCAACAUUUUCGAUUAAAGCUAUGAAACUUUUUUUUCCCUUUUUGGAUUUCAUUCUGGGUUACUGAUUAUGAAGAACAAUGAACUUAUUCAGUUCGACACCAACAUUUAUUUGGCAGGUUUUGAUGUUUUCUGAAGAAGAACACUGGACAAUAUUCACGCUUUUAGCUGCCAUUUUACAUCUUGGAAAUAUACGCUUUCAAGGCAAGGUUUGCUCUCUUUUCACGGCUGACACAUUCCACCUAAAAGAUUUCUUGUUGUACUAUGCUUUUUUUGGAAUUCAGGUUUUCUCAUCUCGUAAGUGAAACUGCCACAAUUCACUACGCACUAAAAUCCCAUACCGGUCAUGUUAAAACCCUGUGUGAUGAUAUGAGCUAGAGUUUUAUUGCUAGCGGUAAAGUUUCGGACUUAACCCGGUUUCAAAGUCAUUUACUUUACGCUUCUCAGAUCAUGGUCAGAUCUUUGCAUAUCCCAUAAAUAUAUCAAGGUAUUGAACAACAAGAGUGUAUUUUCUUAGCGUGACAAAGGUAAUGAUAUUUUCCCUAGUUUGCUUUCCAUUCAUUGCUCUUCCGUCUCUAAAUUCACAGCCUUGAUCCAGGAUAAUAUGGAAGCCUGUGCGAUUUUAAAUGAUGACAGUGUCGAGUCAGUAGCGGAAUUAUUACAGGUGAGAACUGUGUGAUCUGUACAGAUAAUUUAAAUAGCCGGCAGUGACCGCAUGGAAGGAUAUGAAUAUUAAGAAAGAGCAACAGAUUUUUAAAGGCAUAAAUCUGAUAACUACCGAUGAGAAAUCAUGUGAAUAGUCGUCUCCAACUUUCACACAACGCAAUAGCUUGCAAGAUGCACACGAAAUGAAAAGGACAAUGCGCGCACCCUUAAAACCAAUGAACGAGUGGCACGAUGCAUUUACGCCAUGAGUGUUGGCACACUCGCACGUGCACGCUGACACCAAUCAAAAACAAGAAUCAUACAGUUAGACUUGGAGUUAAGAUAAUUCUGAGAAACAUACAUAGCCAGCUGUCAACGUGAUUUCUGUAACAGGUCAACUAAAGAACUGAAGUCUUUAACUCGUAUUCUGUACUUAUCAUAAUCCAAACCAAUUUUAAUUAGAGCUAUCAUUCAUCUUUACCUAUAUUGACUGUAUAUCUUACACCUACCGACGGUGAUUCAUUCAUGUAAACUAAAAGUCUUAAUUCCUGUUGCAAAACAGAUUCCUUCAGAGCGAAUUCACGAGGCAUUUACAAGUAAAUCAACUUAUGCUUCGGGAGAGCUGAUCUACUCUCCAAUCGCAGAGGAAAGUGCUAAGCACAUCAGGGAUGCAUUUGUGAAAGGAAUGUAUGGCCGCCUUUUCAUCUGGAUUGUCAGCAAAAUCAACGCUUCCAUAAGUAAACCUGCCGUAAGUUUCUUUGGACAUUUAAUGUGGACUUCGUUAUUAUUGCAACAGCUUUCGGUCCUUGAUUAGCUACUAGGCUCAUACUCAGAAUCGUACAUUUUCGUCUUUAUCAAAGGUGGAUUCACAAGGUUGUACUUCUCUUGGUGUUCUCGACAUCUUUGGCUUUGAAAACUUUAACGUUAAUAGGUGAGACUUCGACUUAACACAAACCAAAUUUACAUCAAUUAUCACACAGUAUUUUUUUCAGAUUUAACCAGGAGUGGUCAAUAAUGAUUUGGCUGCUGAUAAACACUUCUAAUUGGGGAAAGAGUCUAUAGACCUGCCUCGAAUAGCCUGGCCCUAGAACUGACUACAUAUUUUUUUUUCUCUUUAUCUAGUUUUGAACAAUUGUGCAUUAAUUACGCAAACGAGAAACUUCACAGCUUUUUCGUUGAUCACGUGUUUAAAAUGGAGCAGGUGAGGGGGAGAGGCCGUUACUUAUUAUUAAAUGCAGCUUUAUUGUAAUACCAUGAAGAUUUACCAUACAAGUAUUAAACAGGCUAUUACAUUCUCCAACAUUAAGAAUGUUCUCUAACCAAUCCAUUUGGCGAACUAGGCUGAGUACAGUCGUGAGGGUCUGGAGUGGAGUGCUGUGGAUUUUGUGGAUAACCAAGAAGUCAUAGAAACUCUGGCAAAGAAACCGCUGAACUGUUUUGCACUCAUGGACGAGGAGAGUAGAUUUCCUCAGGUAAGAAAGAGAUAUUUUCUUCAAGUUGAAUGAGCUAAUAAAGCACUUUCCUUCAUUGGUUGUUCUUUUACAGCAUUAAACCAUCUUUAUCGUUUGUUUCUCUGUUAGGGAAGCGACGAAUCAUUUCUCCAAAAAAUCACCUCCCAGCACGGUAACAGCAGUUGUUUCGUCAAGUCGAAGUCGCUUUCGAGGGCAUCAUUUGGUGUGGUGCACUUCGCGGGAACGAUUGAGUAUAACGUCAGAGGUAGGUUGUGGUAAUAACUGCAUAGGUCAACCUUCUGCAUAAUAACGGCCCCUUCAAUAUAUUUGUUGUUGUUGUUUUUGUUUUUUUUUUCAUGAAUUAUUCAGCAGGACGCGGACGAAUGAGGAGACAAGAUAGGUUCCUGCUUGUCUCGCGUUUGCCUCUUCUCGACUGAAAAACGCAAAACAAAAUAAUGCUUAAACCAUUACUUUAAGUCGAGUCGUGUUACACUGCCUGUUUUCUUGAUUUCUUGAAGGAAUUCUCGACAAGAACAGAGACACUUUCAGCGCAGACCUUGUUGGACUUAUUUGUGAGAGUAAAAUGGACUUCCUUUUUAACAUGUUUGCCAAAGAGAUGGCAAUGGUAAGCUUAGAAGUUUUGGUUACGAGUCUGAAUACUCAUUAGUUUAUUGGUGGAAAUAUUCCUUAGCCUACGCCCAACGGCUUUGGAGUUCGUUGAAGAUAAGUUAAUAGAGACCAGAUAUCCACGAUUUCACGGCAAACCUGAAGAUGUCAAGUGACCUCGGUCAUGUCGUUGCACUUGAAGUUUGAGGCUCGUACAUGUGUAUGAUAUGAGAACUGUCAUGAUAUCAUCGUAAUUUCGCCUGAAAGCGUAGGAUUGUCAGUUCAUAAAAUGGACGUAAGAUUGAAAAAUCAAGCAGCAGAAGCAGCCAUCUUUGUUGACCAAGCUACCCACAAUUCUUCACGUUUCACAAGCAGGUCGACCGCCUUGGUAAAAUUAGAAACACUGGUAACCUGAAACUGCAAACGCCUAACCGCAAACCACAGGUCUCUAAAUACGGCGAAAUUACGGCUUAGUGCUCCAACCAUUUUUUUGUCAUAUUUGUCCUCUGCCAGUGUUGAAGUUGUUGGAUUGGGCAGAGGUACUUAACCUGAAAUUUCCUUAAGUUGAAAAUUGGGAUCCCCUUGCGCCUCUGCGUCGGCUAAGGGAAAUAAACUUCACUAUUAAUAGGGUCCUUAAGCAGUCAGGACGGCAACGCCGAGGAAGACUCGAUUAAAAAAAUGAAUUUCUGCCUUUAAUUAGAAUUUUGAAAAUGACUACAUUUGUUUACCAUCUCAUACGGCGCCACACCUCAACUCCAGCACAACGUAUAAAAGAAGCGUUGAAUUCCAAAUGGAAAUUAAAAUGAUUUGCCGUCGCAGUUUCAGUUCGCAGUCGACGCAAAUUGAGGUGAUUUCACGUUGUUGCUCUGCAUGGGGAGGCUAAGAAAUGUACAAAGUUUUAAAAUGCACAUGCUGAGCAAUUGUUCUGCCAAUUAUAUCUUUCGAUUUUCCAUGUCCUCCUUGCCGUCGCCGUCGUGGUUUGCUUAAGGUCCCUAAUAGUGAAUGUGACAAGACCUUCAAGCAGUCCUCUACGGGAAAAUGUACAAUUUUAACUGAGUGCACCAACGUUCCAAUAAACAUCGGGCCACAUUAUUUCAAUCUCUUUAAUUUCCAGGGCGAAGAGACGAGAAAAAGGUCACCAACACUAAGCGCGCAGUUUAGGAGAUCUCUUGAUGUGUUAAUGAAGAUGUUGCUGAGCUGCGAGCCUUCCUUUGUUCGCUGCAUCAAACCUAAUGAGCUUAAAAAACCCAUGGUACGUCAUUUCAUCGCUUUUUUUCUAUGAAUGUCAUCUAACGUUGGUUACAGUUGGAUAGACGUAUAUAAGCGAAUUCAUUUACGUAUGUUACAUUUUCAGAAAUAUAAAAGAGUAAGGGGGAGAUCAAGCUGUAGGAUUAUCUUCUGGAAAGAUUUAGACGGGAAAAAGAUUAAGCUAUAUCGUAUCCUCUUCCAUGGGUUCAGCUAGCCAAAAGAGAAUCUCCUUAUGAAUAUAGAGCUAUAAUCAGUCUCCAGAGGAGAAAUUUGGAAAAUGAUGAGAUAUUUCAAUACCAACCUGACAAACCCCUUCAUUGUAACUUAAAACUGAUGUUACACUUAUGGAGAGAUCUGAAAAGGCUUGAGAUAAACGUAACUUGGUAAGUGUUGAAGAACUCGAAAUGUUUUCUUUCUUCGCAGAUAUUUGAUCGUUAUCUGUGCUGGCAACAGCUAAAAUAUUCAGGGAUGUUAGAGACAGUCAAGUAAGUGUUAAUGAUAAUAGUGUGCGCCAUUGCAAAGGUUGCCACAAAGGGGAUGGACAAUUUGUGUGAUUUAAAUGCGCACAGAAAAAAAAAUGUAGACUCUGUUGUUUUUCGUUCUUUGCUGCCAUCUAAUCCUCAGUAUCCGUCUCAGGUACUGGCUUUGGAAACUGUUCAGAUUUCUUCUAUCGGUCUUUGUGAUCUUCCAUGUUACACAACCAUAUAGUAGAACCGGUCGGACUAAAGUCUUGAAUAGGCGUAUCUUGGCUCUUCUUCCUAUUCCUCUGGCUGCCCACACCUUCCAUAGCCUCUGAAAUUCACCUCGUGUCUUCUGCAGUCUGUUCCUAAUAUCUUUACUGCCUCCACCUUCCUUGUCUACAAUAGCUCCAAGAUACGCAAACUCAUCGACACCUUCCACUUCUUCACUAUUCACCAGAAUGCUCUCCCUGUUCCUUGAAAACUCAUUCCUCAGUGUCUUGCACUUUCUUGUAUUAAGUUUAAGGCCUACUAUGGCCGCUUCUUCCGUCAAUCUCCCAGUCUUCUCGCGCACUUAGAUGGAAGUAUUGCGACGUCGUCCACAUUGCAAUGUACAUUGCCAAUGAACCAGAUCUUUUAACAAAUACACUCGGUGGAAAAUUCCUUUCUUUUUAAUCAAUCAUCAGGAUAGCCGGGAAUUAAACGAGAACUUCGGCGCUUGAAGAAUCCUAUUAAAGCUGGAAUGUUGUGCAAUGUCAAAACCGUAGGCGUAAGAGGUACUGGGUUUAAGAUUUUCGGCCGUAGUUAGUCCCAGACUUCCACGCGUCUAUAUUUUCAAUAUGGCGGGUUCACUGACGCCUAUAUCUAGACCAGCAUCAACAACUUUAAGACCGAAUUCCAGGUGAUGUGUUGCAUAGAAUCCUUUGUCUUACAACAAGCGAGACAGCUUGAAAGCGAUCGAAGUCUCAUCUGAACUUCUUUGUGCCAAAACACAUUGUAUUUGAUCAAAAAUUUCUUUCAUACCUUACAGGAUUCGCAGGGCUGGGUUUGCCAUUCGUUACACUUUUGAAGAAUUUGUAAACAGAUAUCACAUCAUUAUGAAAGACUUGAAGAUACCACGGAUGAGCCAUAAAGAAAUGUCUGAAGCUCUAGCAAAACAGCUCCUUUUGGAUGUGGAAUGGACAAUUGGGCAUAGAAUGAUUUUUUUGAAGGUGGGCAAAUUAAAUACUUUCUGCGAUACCAUUUAACUUAGUAAUUUUUUCAAUCCAUCUUAUGAAAGCUUCUGCCCGUCAAAAAUAUUUUUCCUGUCUGGUAGCUUUAUCAGAGCCCAAAAGGUAAUCCAAAAAUUUACAUGUUGUGAAUGUAAAGGAAGAACAAACAAAUAUUUGCAAGCCGUCUGUUAUAUGGAAAUUCAACCACCAAUUCAGACCGGCACAAAGUCAAUAGGUAUUAAUUUCCUAAAAUAUCCACUAUGGAUGUCAAAUCAUUGCCGAGAAGUCAAACUGUAUUUGGUUGUUGUAAUAUUGGGUUUGUGUAAGAACUUUCCUUCCUUUAGUUGACCAAGAAAUGUUAAUUUAAAUUUUAGUAGGGCAGUUUAGGUGAGACUGGGCAGAUGUCUCGUUGAUAGCAGACUUAAAAACAGAACACAAAAUUUUCCUUAGUUAUUUAUCUGACAUUUAACAGGAUCAUCAUGGAAAUUUACUUGAACGCACCCGUGAUUCUUUGCUUACAAAUGCAGUGGUUGUCCUUCAAAGAGCAACGAAGAGGUUCCUACGUCACAAAAAACGUCAAAAACAGACAUGUGCAGCAGUGUUAAUCCAAAAGAUUUGGAAGGGAUACCGUGAUAAGAAAGCAUAUCUUCAGGUAUAUGAUCCAUUGAUGCAAAAGACAAUAAUGCUGUCCCAUUAUUUUCUCUUGAUUAAUAGUAAUUAAUGAUGGUCAAUUUAUUUUACCGGCCAUUUUCAGACUGUAAGGAUUUCUUUGGCCAGUGGAAAGAAACAUUUUUUAAUUAUAAUGUUAGUGGGGGAUGACUUGGUGUUGCGGGAUUAAUCCUUUGAUAAUCUUAUUAAAAAAAUAUCUUAUCAUUGAAGAAUCUCCCGGUUUACAAUCUGACAUGCCAAUAAAAAUGUCAAGGGCUACUUACUAGUGUAAACGCAGCCCAAAAGCAUUUCUGUACAAACUAAGUAUGUUUUCAAAAUUAACGUACCUACUAUCUUUCAAGUUUUCCUGGGUCACCUGUUACUGAUCAACUGUUUGCCUGGUGGUAGCAGCAUAUAAGGCCUGUGCAAAGUUUCUGCUCUCCUCUCAUUCAGAUGCUGUUGUUCGCACCACAUUCCAGGAUUUCAACCCUUCUCUCUUUGUAUCUCGACUGUGUGUCGUCAGAAAAUUUUAUUGUUUUCUGUUUUUUGUCCCUCCUUCCAAUGCUUAUGUCAUGCUGUAUAAUUGUCGCGAAACAAUAUGUUUCAUUCAUUUCCAAUUUGGUGUAACAGCAUACUUGUCCUGCCUUUCCUAUUCGUUAAAGUUAUAGACCUACCUUCAUUUGAUAACUUUGUUCAAAUACUUAAACUUCUAUUAACCCUUUCACUCUCAUGGUCUCUUUAGUAAUUCUCCUUACUUUCUGCCAUACAUUGCUUAUUGUUUUAGUGUGGAGAAUUUGGUAUUGAAUCAAAUGACAAUCCAUUGAUUGAUAUUUUUCCAUAUUCUCAACACUUGUCUAUUUGAGAUUGUAUUUAUAUCGUACGGAGAAAUUCUGUCUCGGUCACUACUGGGAAUGAAAGGGUUAUAUGUGCAUCUUCUCAGUGUUGGGAAAUAAUGUGGUGUAAUCAUCUGAGUUUAGAAUUGAAAUUGGGCACCGGGACGAGUUUCUAAAACUGACGUUUCGAGCGUUCUCCCUUCGUCAGAGCGAAGAAAUUUACUUCCUUUUCUCAGGGUUAAAGUAACUCAUCCCGAGGCUAGAGGCUAGGGAACUGUUGUAAAUAUAUGAUAUAAUAUCUCACCAGAAGAAAAGACCCAUAGCAUUUCGGAACUAACAUAACUUACGUCGAAUGACUGACCUCAACUAUUUUCUCAUAGAUUUUGAAAGGAAUAACAAGACUCCAGGCUGUUCUCAAAUCUCGCUUGUUAUCACACAAGUUCAAAUGCGUGCGUGAAGAAAAGCGGAGAGCUGAACAAGAAAAGGAACGAAGACUGGAGCGAGAAAAACAAGAAAGAGAGCAUGAAGCUAAGAUGAAGAAGGUAAGAAGUCUUAAUUUGCACUAAUCAUGAUACAUUGGUGCUGAAGGUGGGAGAGCCGGGGGGGGAGUGAGAGCGAUAUUAAUUUAUAUAUACGUUUUGCCUCUAGGUGAAAUCGUAAUCUUAGCACUGUUCCUAUAUUGGGUCCCGUGAGCCAGACACUUUUUAAUAUACAUCUUAUCGUACGCGUUGUGGUAAACGCCGUAGGGGAAUGUCAUGGUGACGUUACUAAGUAUUUCUUUUCCAAUUAAAGGCUCAAGAAGAUGCAGCGGCUCAAAUUCAGAGGAUGUUUAGUUUUAUUACCGAAGAAGAAGAAACUGGAGCUGAGGCAGGUGGGUUGGCAAAGAUAUUUCGUGCUACGGGAAGGAUAAUGGUUGAUAACUUUAUAGCAAUUUUACAUUAUCAUAUGGGCUAGGGAUUAUAAUGAAUGUGCAGGCUUUUGCAGUAAGGUGCUAGACUUUUCUUUUUUAAUAAGAACGUCUAAUUAUGGAGCUGAGGCUGAACAUUCCUUUUUUUGGCGAUUUCAGCCUGAAGCGUUUCUAACGUGGUCUUAAUUAAUAGUGCAGACUGAGUUGGACCGCGAAAUGAGUUGUCCUCAAAGUGUAUCGUGCAAUGAGAAAACCACAUUGUUGUUGUUUAAUUGUCCUGUUAGGCCACAGUUUUAUAUUUCUUUUACCUCAGUUUAUACCUCUUACAGGAAAAGGUUUGAAAAAAUGAGACAUUCUUAACUGAUUCUCAGCUUGUGUAUGAUCUAAAAAAAUUUUUCAAUCUCAGCUUGAAAGUUCCCAUAAAAAAAGGUAAUUUAGUGUUAAAAACUGAGUUUAAAACGUAAUUUGGCCACCGUAAAGAGUUUAAAGGCUGACGUUUAGAGCGUUAGCCCUUCGUCAGAGCGAUUGGAAGUCUCUCUGACGAAGUCGCUCUGACGCUCGAAACGUCAGCCUUUAAACUCUUUACGGUGGCCAAUUUACGUUUUCAACUCAGUUGUUAACACUAAAUUACCUGCUAUACUCUCCCACCGACGCAGCACCACAGUUUCUUAAGAAACUUACCCCCCCCCUUAUAAAAAGGGUUCUUACAAAAGAAAAGAGUUAUUAAGGAACUAGAGAUACUAUUUUGGGACUAAUGGGCAAAUGCAUUCUUGGAGUAAGGGGUGAUCGAAUUCAAGGUUUGCUUCUUGAUUAAUGAUCGCGGCAAAUUCUUGUUCUUUCAAUUUGUCAUGCAGCUGAACAUAAAAAUGCAUUAUUUGGGCGGACUGAUGCGCAAGAACAGAGAAGGGAUUAUUCAUCGUCACCGCUGUCAUUAGGAGCAAGUGCAGUGGAUGGCACGAGCUCACUAAGAGUGGAUCAAGUUAACAGAUCAGGUUUGUGUGAUUUCUGUCCUUCCCGCGGUUCCUCAGCCAUCCUAACCAAUCAACUUACUGAAUCAAUUAUCUUUCCCGCUAUUUCGAACAAUUGAUUUUAGUGUAGUUCGUAGAGGUGACUGUUUAGGAUAGCCGGCGAAAAAAAAUCGGUUCUGCUGUUUAUGUUUGAAGCUAGAAAACUAGCAGUCUCUCCUUGAUUUGCAGGUAUUAUGAGUUACAGUCCCAGAGUGUUCAAUGGAUUCGGCCGGGUUACUCAGUCCCGUUCGUCAGACCUUGCCAUAACUCUGACAGCUCUUAUACUCGGAUUAGCAUGUCAACAGGGAUCAACCAGUGAGGACGAAGAAACUGUACCGCGUGAUGAGCAUGACUCCGAAGCAAUAUCCAGGUAAACACGUUGUGAAAUGCGAUGCGAAAUUCAAAGAUUCCACGCCGAAUUUUGUGAACUCGAACUUUCCUAAGUUGAUAUGACAAACUAUGUUUUCUGAGUCUCUUUUUUGAAAGCGUUGAGUGUAACGAAAAACAUUAGAUUGAAAACAACUAAAUGUGCUUCACAGCUUAGCCUUUUUCGAACAUUUACACCUUUUUAGGGCACCAGAAUUCGUAUCUCCUCUGCGCUCUCCGCCAAAAGGACCGCAAGGUUCCAUGAGGUGGCGCACGGAACAAUCGUGAACUCAAGUGGGACAAGAAACAGCCAAUGAUGCCGUAGCUGAAUAGCUGCUUUCGGUAAAAGUAGUUAAUCUCUACUGGGAUGAAAAACUGGACAAACUAGUUGACUGUGCGCGCACAGCUGUCUUUAAAACACAAGCAUGAAAUUAAAAGUACGGUUUGAAUCAUGAGAAAGCAGUCAAUCGAAAAGGUUGGGAUUUUCGUUGAACCCAUAAACUCUCAGAGAGGCUAAACUAUAGAUAGUAAAAUUAAAUCCUCUUGAGGCAGUUUUUCAAAGACUUGUCAUUGAGUGUCGUUUUUGAGUGCUAUUUCAGCUGUCAUAUGGCUUUAAUUCUUACCCACCCCUCCCCCCCGGCCCCCUCCUCAAUUUUCGUUCAGUAUUGAUCACUUUCGUCGUCACUCGUUAGCUUUUGUCACCCAGAGGAGACUUCAAAA
Molecule: messenger RNA, 12932 nt
Organism: Pocillopora meandrina
Lineage: Eukaryota; Metazoa; Cnidaria; Anthozoa; Scleractinia; Pocilloporidae
Source: the annotation of a GenBank genome assembly